Molecule: messenger RNA, 1706 nt
Organism: Ceutorhynchus assimilis (cabbage seed weevil)
Lineage: Eukaryota; Metazoa; Arthropoda; Insecta; Coleoptera; Curculionidae
Source: the annotation of a GenBank genome assembly
UUGACUUGGAUUUCACUUUUCACUUGACAUUGAUAGACUUCACAUCAUUUGACAUUCACAACGCCGCGCCGCAACCGCACGCAAAUUUCCAUACCCAUUCCCAAGGAUCCCAACAUUUCAUUCGAUUCGUGUCGAUUUCGCGUCCAUUUUCCAAUAUUUGACUGCACAAGCCACACAGCUACAGUGUUUUGCUAAACACUGACAUUUUUAUUGUGUAAACCCGAUAAUGGCAAGAGGAGGCAUGAGAGGACGCGGCGGCAUGAAUCGGGGUGGCAUGGGAAGGCCACCAUUCAAAGUAAAACUGUUUUUGCCCCGACACCCGUUCGACUUGGCCCUUUGCGAGUCGUCUUUUCCACGCACGAAGCCGGCACCAGAAGAAACCACUUUCACCCAGGCGUUGCUCAAGCGAAACGCCGAUUUGUCUCCAACACCCAAUGAACAAACUGCUAUCUUGAAUUUGGUCACCAAAAUACAAACUGUUUUGGAUAACUUGGUUGUGGCUCCAGGGAAUUUUGAUGCUUGUCAACUGGAUGAGGUGCGUCAAGUAGGAUCCUUUAAAAAGGGCACUAUGGUAACAGGCCACAACAUUGCCGAUAUUGUUGUCAUCCUAAAAACACUUCCCACAAAAGAAGCCGUAGAAGCAUUGGGCAACAAAGUUAAAGAAGAUCUGAAAAAUUUGAUGAAAAAUGAAAUUGUACCAAAGGGCGAACAAUUAGCCCACUCUACAAAUGAAAGAGGCCUAGAAAUUCGCAACGCCUUUGCAUGUGUGAGAGUUUUGGUUACAACUUUGCAUCACAAUAUUCGUAAAUUGGAUCCAGAAAUCCAUUUGGAUCAAAAAAUCAUGCUCAGCCAUUUAGCUGCUAUCCGCCACAGCAGAUGGUUUGAAGAGAAUGCCCAUCAUUCUUCGAUUAAGGUCUUAAUUCGUUUACUUCGCGAUGUCAGAUCAAGAUUUGAAGGUUUUGAGCCUUUGACUCCUUGGAUGUUGGAUCUCCUUGCCCAUUUCUCCAUUAUGCAUAAUCCUGGCCGUCAAGCUUUGCCAAUCAAUGUGGCAUUCCGUAGAGUUUUCCAAUUACUUGCGGCUGGGCUAUUUCUUCCUGGAUCUGCAGGCAUCACUGAUCCAUGUGAAGGAAUGAGCUUAAGAAUCCAUACAGCAUUGACUUUGGAGCAACAAGACAUUUGCUGCUUGACUGCACAAACUUUAUUGAGAGUAUUAUCGCAUGGAGGUUUCAAACAAAUUCUUGGAAUGGACGGGAACAAUAGUAUUGCUAAAGAAAUGUCUGUUUGGGAUGGUGUUGUUGUGUCCCCCUUGGAUAAAGCUUAUGAAAAUCCCCCAGAAAAGAAAGAAGGGGAAGAUGAUGAUGACAUGGACGACGCAGAUGGAGAUGAAAGUAUGAUGGAGACACAAGAAAAUUAAGUAAGAUUUUUGAAGAAAAAUUAUUUCAUAUCUUAUUGUGGUACCUACAUAAUAUUGAAUAAUUUUCCUGAGCUAGGGAAUUUUCCCUCGAUAAGUGUGUGUAUUUUGUGUUGUAAACUUUAGGUGAAUACAUUUAUAAUUCAAAACCUUUUGAAAGUAUAAAUAAGUGUUUUUUUUUUAAAAUUAGAUUUGAAACAAGCUUUCAGACAAUUAUAAUUAAUAAUAAUUAAAAACAAGAAAACUGGAUUUUUUUUUGGGAAAACACUACACCAUUUCAACCUCAAUUUCGGAA